GCAGCGGCUGCAACGGCUCGUGACGCAAAGAAACGCACAGACGCGGUAGCGCCGAGGUCCGAGCCGCAGCCGCCGUGUCGCACUGCAGCCAGCGACCAGAGUUCGCCAUUCACCGAGCUGCUUCAUAAUUGUUCCACAGACAAGUUCAAUAAUUAAGCGAUAAAUAUACCAGCAGUAGUGCGGCGAGAGGAGGGCGGCAGUCGAGCGGCAGCCGUGUCGCGUACCACACACCCGUGCCGAGUGAUGGGCCCGAAGCUCAUUCGACAUUUUUCUAGCGGCCGACGUAGGAAUCUCACCGGACUGGUUCCCGCGCAACGCAGCGUUAGUGCGCCGUUCUGGUGAACCCUUUCGCUUGUAAAUGUGCCGAUAUUUACAUAUGCGCGCGCGUUCUCACAUCGAACUUUCGAUCUGCGCCCGAGCCUCUGGUGUGCUCCGCGAGUUGGCCGACAACGCGCCCGCGCUGCUGCCACCGCCCCAGCGCACACCCCGCCGGCACGACGUGCAAUGAUCUACGUGGGCCGAGAAAAAUUAUGCGUGCGGCGUGCGCGUGCGCGGUGGUGUGCGCGUUGGUAGCGCUUUGCGCGGUGGAUGUCGCGGCGCUGGACGAGGCGACACGCGCCGCCACCGAGCGCCACCUGCUGACCAUGCUGGGCUUGCCACGACGGCCGCCACGCCGCGCCGCGCUUCCGCCGCCCGUGCCGCGCGCCAUGCGUCUGCUUUACGACGCCCGCGGCGCUCUGCCCGCACCCGCUGCCAACACGGUGCGCUCCUUCCACCACACACCCACCAAAUUGGACGCACGGUUCCCGCACGAGCACCGCUUUCGUCUGUACUUCAACCUUAGUGCCGUGCCCGCCGACGAAAUAGCGCGUGGCGCCCAUGUCACGUUCCACCGUGCAACAGGCACCACUGGCGUGCAGCGCCUGCUGCUCUACGAUGUGGUACAGCCUGGUCGGCGCGGCAACACUGAGCCCAUACUGAGGCUCCUGGAUUCGCUAUCACUACGACCUGGUGAUAGUACGGUGACGGCGGACGCUCUAAGUGCUGUGCGUCGUUGGCUCGUCGAGCCGCGGAACAAUCAUGGACUAUUAGUGCGAGUGAUAGAGGAGGAUGGUGCACAGAGUAUGAAUGCGCGUUUUCCUCACGUGCGCGUGCGAAGACGCGCGGACGAAGAGGAGGACGAGUGGCGAGCUCGACAGCCGCUGCUACUAGUCUACACGGAAGAUGAGCGUGCGAGGACAGCACGAGAGAACGGAGAGACUCUCUUGCAAAGAAGUAAGCGUGCGACGAAAAGGCGAGGCCGUUGCGCUGGCGUAAAGUGCCGCCGAAAGCAGUCCCACCAUAGUGAUGUUUGCCAGCGGCGGCCACUGUACGUGGAUUUCGAGGAAGUAGGUUGGAGAGACUGGAUCGUGGCUCCUCUGGGGUACGAGGCGUACUACUGCCAAGGCGACUGCCCGUAUCCGAUUCCGAGCCAUUUGAACUCCACCAACCACGCCAUAGUGCAGAAUCUGGUAAACUUGGUGAAUCCGGCUGCAGUGCCGAAAGCGUGCUGCGUGCCGACGCAGCUAGCUUCAAUUUCCAUGUUGUACAUGGACGAAACGAACAAUGUGGUGCUCAAAAACUAUAAGGACAUGUCAGUGUUGAGCUGCGGCUGCCGAUGACAGCCGCCUCUCAGUGCCAGUGCGGACCUAGUGAUACCUCGUGGACCCAGUGUAAAUAUAGACGUGGCCUCCAAAAUUGUACAUAUUCUAUUUGUGUAUAUAUUCGUGUAAUUAUAAUUUUAUUGAAGAUG
Molecule: messenger RNA, 1792 nt
Organism: Hyposmocoma kahamanoa
Lineage: Eukaryota; Metazoa; Arthropoda; Insecta; Lepidoptera; Cosmopterigidae
Gene: dpp
Product: protein decapentaplegic
Exons: 2
Coding region: 531-1661 (376 amino acids)
Biological process (GO): BMP signaling pathway; SMAD protein signal transduction
Cellular component (GO): extracellular region
Molecular function (GO): cytokine activity; growth factor activity
Source: RefSeq, a predicted model, not a curated record